AUGCCCGGGAACGUGCUGUCCUCCUGGUUCGGAAUGCGGCCCUCGGCCUGGGUACUGCCGCAAAACCACAACGACUCAGACCACGUCCACGACGUCGACGACGACCACCAGCACCAAAAGCACGACCCAAACUCAGACUGGAACGACAACUACCAGUGUGCUGUCCUCCGGUCCAUGUCGAACGUCGUCUCGCGGGCUCGAUGA
Messenger RNA from Aspergillus puulaauensis, 204 nucleotides. RefSeq lists its product as uncharacterized. The transcript is spliced from 2 exons. Lineage: Eukaryota; Fungi; Ascomycota; Eurotiomycetes; Eurotiales; Aspergillaceae. The record is from RefSeq and is a predicted model, not a curated record. The coding region runs from base 1 to 204 and encodes 67 amino acids.